CAUCCCACUCGGGUUCCCGUAGAAAAACACCGUGACGUGAAUGAGCUGUUGAAGAAAAUCUGGAUAAUCUGUAACAGUCCAUCCUCAUCCUCAUCCUCAUCCUCAUCCUCAUCCCCUUCAUCCGCGAGACCGAGAGCCAUGGCCGCGCAGAAGAUCAACGAGGCGCACGAGCACAUCGCCAAAGCCGAGAAAUGCUCGAAGACCAGCAUGACCAAGUGGAAACCUGAUUAUGAUGAAGCCGCUUCAGAGAUGGCAAAAGCAGCUGUGGCUUUCAAAAACGCCAAACAGUUUGAAGAAGCGAAGGAUGCGUACCUGAAGGAGGCCGAGUACCACACAGAAAACAAAGCACUCUUCCAUGCAGCGAAAGCGUAUGAACAGGCUGGUAUGAUGCUGAAGGACAUGAAGAAAAUGCCCGAAGCCGUUCAGCUGAUCGAGAAGGCCAGCAUCAUGUAUGUGGAGAACGGGACGUCUGGCACCGCUGGAAUAGCCUUGGACCGAGCUGGGAAACUCAUCGAGUCGAUUGAUCUGGAGAAAGCUGUGGACUUGUAUCAGAAGGCCGCAUCUGUGUUUGAGAAUGAAGAUCGGCUCAGAGAGGCUGCAGAGCUUCUGGGAAAAGCCUCCAGACUUCUGGCGAGACUGCGCAGGCUGGACGAGGCCGCAGUGUCCCUUCAGAAAGAGAAGAACAUGUACAAGGACAUUGAGAACUACCCCACCUGCUUUAAGAAAACCAUCGCUCAAGUGCUGGUUCAUCUCCACAGAGGAGACUUUGUGGCGGCAGACAAGUGUGUCAGAGAAAGUUACAGUCUCCCAGGGUUCAGUGGGAGCGAGGACUGUGUUUACAUGGAGACGCUUCUGAAAGCGUAUGACGAGCAGGACGAGGACGAGGUGUCACGCGUCUGCAACUCACCUUUACUGAAGUACAUGGACAACGACUAUGCCAAGCUGGCGAUCUCUCUAAGGGUUCCCGGUGGAGGGGCCGGAAAGAAGAAGAAGAAAUCUCCUGUUGCUCCUCAAGGGGGCAGCGCUGGCCCGCCAUCGGCCGAGGAAGAUGACGAUUAUGAGGGAGGUUUGUGUUAAUGGAGAGAACGGCCUGACUCCUCCAUGCGUCUGUGUGUGUGUGUGUGUGUACGAGCAUAUAAGUGUUUCCUCCCUUUGUGCAGUGGAGUCAUUCUGUUCCUGUUUGUCCCGCUUGGGAGUGUCCAGAUUUCUGUGUGUUUACUCAUCAGGCACACAGAAAACCCUACACACACGGGGUGUGGACAUCAGUUUAACAUAUUUAAUGUUGAAGAGGUUCAUUUCAUUGCCACAAGAUGCACCAAAUGCAAUAGAGCCCUGAAGUGAUGACGUGUUUUGUAGUCAGCAUCACACUGCUUUAUUUUACAAAAGCACAACAGGGUUUUUCCAUCGGCUUUUGAAUAACUGUAAAAAAUAAGAUCUGUGAGCAACCGAAGGUGGUGAUUCUUACAUGUUAUGUUCAUCACGAUGAUCUUAACAAUUAUUAUGAAUUUUGAAGCAUGCAUAACAUUGCCAGAAGUAAAAAGCUUAACGUAGGGACUAACUCAUAACUCUCUUUAACACUUUCAGUUUUCAUUUUCUCUGAAAGUUUGAGAUUGAAUACUUCAAAAGUGUGAUUUUAAACACAAUAUGGCAGUGACAAGCUAAUUAUGAGUAGAUGAGUUUAUCUGUCUGUUAUUAUAGUUAACUAAAAUCAUUUGUU
Carassius auratus (goldfish) is the source of this 1717-nucleotide messenger RNA. Its product is annotated as gamma-soluble NSF attachment protein-like. Bases 139 to 1077 code for a protein of 312 amino acids. The record is from RefSeq and is a predicted model, not a curated record. The transcript has 12 exons. Gene Ontology annotation, cellular component: vacuolar membrane; SNARE complex. NCBI's taxonomy places the organism in Eukaryota, Metazoa, Chordata, Actinopteri, Cypriniformes, Cyprinidae. Gene Ontology annotation, biological process: intracellular protein transport. Gene Ontology annotation, molecular function: syntaxin binding; soluble NSF attachment protein activity.